Messenger RNA from Rangifer tarandus platyrhynchus (Svalbard reindeer), 5349 nucleotides. The record is from the annotation of a GenBank genome assembly. NCBI's taxonomy places the organism in Eukaryota, Metazoa, Chordata, Mammalia, Artiodactyla, Cervidae.
AUGCCUCCACCCAGCUGCUCGGGGGGCAGCUGCCCCCCACCUACUGGUAAUCUGGUUAUUGGCCGUGUCCAGAGCCUUCGAACCUCAUCCACCUGUGGCCUCCAUGGCCCUGAACUCUACUGUGUUGUCAGUAAACUACAGGACUCUGAGAAUUGCUGCUUUUGUGACUCUCGGGAUGGGAAAAGCCAUGGCAUUGAGAAUGUGGUCUCCCGGAGUGACCCUGAUGGCAAAAAGACCUGGUGGCAAGCAGAGAGUGGUGUUGAGAAUGUCACCAUCCAGUUGGACCUAGAAGGUGCCUUUUACUUUACGCACCUCGUCAUGACUUUCAAGACGUUCCGCCCAGCAGCUCUGCUCCUUGAGCGCUCAGCGGACCAUGGCCACUCCUGGCAUGUGUACCGCUACUUUGCCCACAACUGCUCAGGCCACUUUCCUGGGAUCCCUCCUGCCCCUGGCCACAGAGUCGGUGACCUUGUCUGUGACCAGCGUUACUCAGACAUCGAGCCUACCACUGAAGGAGAGGUUAUUUUCCAAGUUCUGGACCCAACCAUUCUGGUGGAGAACACAAACAACACAGAAAUUCAGGAACUCCUGCGUGUGACUAACCUCCGUGUGAACUUCUCCAAACUUCACACCCUGGGUGACAGGCCCCUGGGGGGCCUCAAGGGCCACCCCUUCUACUACUAUGCUCUCUAUGAGCUAGUGGUUGGAGGCAGCUGCCUGUGCCAUGGCCAUGCCUCUGAGUGCAGGCCCGCACCUGGGUCCCCACCCAGCGUAGAAGGCAUGGUACAUGGCCAUUGUGUCUGCCGCCACCACACCGCUGGUACCCACUGUGAACGCUGCCAGGGCCUGUACCAGGACCGCCCGUGGCAGGCAGCAGAGCCUGGGCACCCCCACGCCUGCCAGGAAUGCGAGUGCCAUGGGCACGCCCACAGUUGUCACUUUGACAUGGCCCUGUAUCUCGCAUCUGGCAACGUGAGUGGAGGUGUGUGCGAUGCAUGUCAACACAACACAGCUGGGCGCCACUGUGAACUCUGCCGGCCCUUCUUCCACCGGAACCCCCGGGAGGACCCCCGUUCCCUUCACUCCUGCAAACCCUGUGACUGUGACCCUGUGGGUGCCCUGGAAGGGGGUUUGUGUGAUGCCUACACAGACGCCACCCGGGGCCUCCUCUCUGGGCAGUGUCGCUGCAAACUUCACGUCUGGGGCCAGCGCUGUGAUUCCUGCCAGCCAGGUCACUAUGGCCUGAGCCUCACCCAGUCAGAAGGCUGCCAGCCCUGCAGGUGCGACGCCCGGGGCCGCGUCCCCGGCACUCAUGCCUGUGAUCCAUCCAGCGGUGCCUGUCACUGCAAACGCUUUGUCUCUGGACGGGACUGCAGCCGCUGUCUGCCUGAGUUCUGGGGUCUGAGCGGUGACUCUCUAGGCUGUCGGCCCUGCGACUGUGACUUCGGGGGUGCCUACAGCAACAGGUGUUCGGCAGGGCAGGGCCUCUGUCUCUGCCGCCCCCAUCUGCGUGGCCGCCGCUGCCAGGAACUCCAGUCUGGGUACUUCUGCGCCACCUUCGACCAGGCCACUGCCGAAGCAGAGCAUGGCCAGAGCCUCCGGCCUGCUGACCCCCGGCUGCCUGUGAGUGUCCAGCAGUGGCAGGAGGAAAUCAAGGCUCACACCUUGGGGCUCAGGGCAGGGAGAGCACAUCCAGAGAGAGCUAGUUGGAAGAAGAGGCCGGACAAGGUUAGGAAGGUGAGGCAGGUCCAGACCCCAGGGAAGCCCCCGCUCCUGCAUCGGGGAGCUGGCUCUGCACUGGGGAGGGGCUCAGACUUCGCACGUGUGGUGGACGGGGCUGGCCUCUCUCUGCCGGCACCCCCAGUGCCUCACGCCCUGGACUAUGACAUCGUCCUCCGCUAUAAGACCCAGGCACCUGAAGUGUGGCAGGCGUUAGUCCGGGUCCGUGCCCAGUCGCAGCCCCGCAGUACCCGCUGUGCCCAUCCGCUGCCCUCAGAGCAGCUGUUCCAGGCAACCUUGACACAUGUGCACAGAGCCGUGGUUCUUUCCAGACCAUUCUGCUUUGAACCCGGAACACGCUACUCUGUGACCCUGCGGCUGUGGCGGACCAAGGAGGGGCGGAGACCCGAGGGGGGCACGAUCCUCCUGGAUUCAGUUGUGCUCCUGCCACGGGUUAGAGAGUUGCCUGGACUGAGGUCUGUGGACCCUGGGGCCCCGCGGCGCUUGCAGGAGCUUCACGAGGCGGGCUGCCUGGAGGCAGCGAGGGUGAGCCCACCCCGAAGCAUGCCUGAGGCCUGCGCCCGCCUUGCCUGCAGCAUCUCAGCCCUGCUCCAUGGAAGUGGCCUCGCAUGUGAGUGCCACCUGCAGGGGUCACUGAGCACCGAGUGUGCCCCGCUGGGGGGGCAGUGCCCCUGCCGCCCUAACAUCACGGGUCGUACCUGUGACCGCUGCCUGCCUGGGACAUUUGGCCUCGGGCCCACCGGCUGCCGUGAGUGCCGCUGCCACCCCGAGGGGGCUGCCGGAGCCAUCUGUAACCCUAUGAGCGGGCAGUGCACAUGUCGGGCGGGCCUCGCUGGUCGCCGCUGUGACCGCUGCUUCUCUGGCUGGUGGGGCUUCCCACGCUGCCAGCCCUGUGCCUGCAAUGGACACGCCGAGUCGUGCCACCCACUCACAGGAGUCUGCCAGGACUGCCACGGAGCCACCACGGGCCGGCACUGUGAGAGGUGCUUGGACGGCUACUAUGGAGACCCCACCCUGGGCUCAGGCCAGCGGUGCCAGCCCUGCCCCUGUCCGGGGCACCCUGGCUCAGGCCUCUAUCACGGGACGUCCUGCCGUGUGGAUAGCACCAAUGGACGUGUCCUGUGCCUCUGUGCACCCGGCUAUGCAGGCCCCCGCUGUGACCGCUGCUCCUCUGGCUACUUUGGGCGCCCCUGGCCUGGAGAUGACCCCAGAAGGAGUCCGUGCCGGCCCUGCCAGUGCAACAACAAUAUUGAUCCCCGUGACCCAGCUGCCUGCGACCCCCACAGUGGACAUUGCCAGCGCUGUCUGCACCACAGCCAUGGCGCUGGCUGUGCCCACUGCCGGCCUGGCUUCCACGGCAGUGCCCUGCGCCCAGGGGGCUGCCGGCGCUGCAGCUGUGACCCCCGAGGCACCAGCCCUGUGAGGUGCCCACCUGGGGCUGAAGCCUGCUUCUGUGACCCGGUCAGUGGGCAGUGCCCCUGCCGCCCCCACACACUGGGCCGGGACUGUAGCCGCUGUGCCCCCCUCUUCUGGAACCUCGGGGGGCCCCGGGGCUGUGAGCCCUGCAGCUGCCACGCCCAACACACUUUGCAGCCGGGGUGUCACCCAGUCACGGGUCAGUGCCCCUGCCGGGCAGGAUUUGGGGGCCGCACGUGCUCCCGGUGUCGGGAUGGGUACUGGGGUGACCCGGAGCAGGAGUGCAGAGCCUGUGCCUGUGACCCCCAGGGCUCCAUCUCGCCCAGCUGUGACCCACACACAGGCACCUGCCGCUGCCGAGAGGGCAUCUCAGGGCCGAGGUGCCAGGCGUGUGCCCGUGGCUCCACAGGCGGCUUCCCACACUGCACGUCCUGCCCUCCCUGCUUCACCUCCUGGGACCAACGCCUGGCUCCCCUCCAGCUGCAUCUGGACACAGUGGCCCACGAGGUGGCUGCCCUGCACCAGGGCAUGCCUGGCUGGGGUGCUGGUGGCCAGGGAGGAGACCUGCAGGCCCUGGAGGGUAAACUCCAGCAGGCCCAGACACUCCUGGAAUCACUUGCCCCCACCGGAGGGCCCCUGCAACAACUUACAGAGUGGAUCACCGGACUGAGGACAGAAAGAACCAUGUUGGCCCAGGCACUGUGGGUCACAGCACAGGUUGUGGCAGAGAGAGAGUCAUGGGUUAGGGGACAGUGUGAACGUUUGGAAGAAUUAUCCCAGGAGUUAGACUGUGUCAAGGGCCUGGCCUGGCCCAGGAAGGCCACGGGAACCCAAGAGGCCAAGGCCCAGGUCUCCUCAGCUGCCCUGCUUUCUCAAGAGGCCCUGCAUACAGUCCAGGUCGUGGCCACACUUGGAGGACCAGACAGCCUCCUGGGACAGGCCCAGGAGGCCCGGUGGUGGACAGAGCAGCUGCUGUGGGCAACGGGCCGGUCCACAGGGCCAGCGGUGUUGCGACUGAAAUUGAAGGGGCUGGUCGACAGGGUCCAGAGGCUGAGUCCUCAGCUUUUGCAACUGCUAGACAAAGCUGGAGUGGGAUGCAGGGGUCAGGGACCUGGGCUGGCCUAUGUUCCUGUGCCCUCUGGUGUUCCUUCUUGCCCUGGGACCCUGCCUACCUCCCAGUGGGCGCUCAUUGCCUCCCGUAACUCCUCCCGUAGCCUGGACAUAGCAGUCAUCACCUUGGAGCAGUGCCAGCAUCUGCUACGGCAGACCCAGGCUACUGCAAGCUCCACGGAAAUCCAGGCCUGGGAGACGUGGCAUCGUGCAAGGGGGUCCUGGGGCAUGGCCACCGUGGCUCGUGUGCAAUCAACUGUGCAGACCAUCCAGCGUUUCCUCUUGGCUGAAGGUGCGGAUGCUGUGAGCAUAGAGCUGGUGGCAUGGCGUGGGCUGGUGGUGCCUGUCCCCCAAGACGGGGCAGUGGGCCUUGCCUUCCUGCUGGAUCAGAUCCAGGGUGCCCUCCCUGCACCAGAGGCCGUGAGUCAGGAGCUGCCCAAAGCUGAAGGUGUCCUCCAUCGGGCACAGCAGACCAGGGCGGGUACAGCCAGGGCUCUUCACCAAGUGCUGGAUUUGGAGGGAGUGCUGGUUGAGGCAGGAACUCAUGCAAGGUCUGCAGAGCAAGGACUGCAGGUGGUGAAACAGAGACUUCGGGGUCUGGAGGCCAGUGCACAGGAGGUGGCCAGCCACCUGGCCCAGGUUGCACUGGCAGGGGAUGUGACCCCAGUGGUGGGACAUCUGUCCAGUGGAUCUGCGUCUCUCAGGACCCGUUUGGCCCUGACUCAGCGGCAGGCCUGGGAGGCAGAAGAGCGAGCCACGCAUGCCCUGGGCGUGGCCGGGAGCCUGGGCCAGGAGCUGCAGGUGGCCCAGUUGGGUAUGAUGGAGUUGCAGGAGGGCACGGAGAGCCUUGUGGCCACGGUGCAGGAUGCAGGAGAGCGGGCACAGCGGGCCCGAGCUGAGGCCCGAGAGCUGCUAACACUGGUACAGGACAGCUGGAGAAGACUGGAGGGGUUGGAACGCCGCCUGGCUCAGAACGAGGAGGCACUGGGCAAGAAAGUGGCCACCCUGUGGGCCCUGGAGCAGCGGGCAGCAGAGCUACUGGGUCACAUGCGGCUGUGGGCGAGGGCAUACGCCACCUGCUGA